This is a messenger RNA of Tribolium castaneum (red flour beetle), 1676 nucleotides long. Its product is annotated as UDP-glycosyltransferase UGT5. The coding region runs from base 35 to 1627 and encodes 530 amino acids. Gene Ontology annotation, molecular function: UDP-glycosyltransferase activity. Lineage: Eukaryota; Metazoa; Arthropoda; Insecta; Coleoptera; Tenebrionidae. The transcript has 5 exons. The record is from RefSeq and is a predicted model, not a curated record.
AAAUUAGUAAACGCUAGGGUCAUGAUCACGUAGAAUGAUAAGAAACCACUAUAUUAGUACCGCUUUGAGUUGGUACAAAACAGUGCUAAUUUCAUAUUAUGGUGUGAAAAGUGCAAAAAUUUUGGCUGUCUUGCCUGUGGCGGGCAAAAGUCACUACAUUCUUGCCAGUACUCUAAUGAGAGCACUUGCUGAAAGAGGGCACGAUGUGACUGUUAUAAGUUGUUGGGGGGAAAAGAACCCUCCAAAAAAUGGGACCUACAGGGACAUUGUUAUGACAGGAGCUAUGGAAGAAUUACAAAGACACUUGAGUUCAAAAGACUCCAAUAUGUUUACUAGGAAAGGUGUAAAUGUAUUUGUUGAUGUUUUUUUUGCGACUAUGAUAAUAUAUAGAUUCAACGAACUGACAAUGAAGCACGAAAAUGUGCAAAAAUUUAUCAGAUCUGGUGAAAAGUUCGACGUCGUUAUUGUAGAACAGUUUGCAAACGACGCCCUAAAGGCCUUAUCUACGCAUUUCGGGGCACCGUUGAUUAGUCUCAGUGCAAUGGGGGCCAGCUAUUGGACAAACCCUUUGGUUGGAAACCCUUCCCCACCAUCUUAUAUUCCCCAUUUCAGGUCAGACUUCUCUACUUCUAUGACUUUUUAUGAAAGACUCGUAAACAGUCUAUUGUACGCUUUUCAUGAUUUAUUGUACCAUUUCAUUGUUUUUCCUCAACAAAAUCAACUAAUGAAAAAGUAUAUUCCAAAUGCACCAGAACAUCUAAACGAUGUGCUUUACAACAGUUCCAUUGUUCUGCUAAAUUCCCACCCCAGUAUCAACCAACCUGUUCCACACGUACCUAACAUGAUCGAAAUUGGAGGUUAUCACCUUAAACGACCAAAAAAGCUGCCACAAGACCUUCAGGAAUUUUUGGACAGUGCCAAAGACGGCGUUAUUUACUUCAGCAUGGGUUCUAAUCUAAAAAGUGCAGUUUUACCGAGCGACAAAUGCGACGCAAUCCUUAAAACUUUCGCAAAAUUGAAACAAAAAAUCCUGUGGAAAUGGGAAGAGGAUGAUCUUCCGGGAAAACCACCAAAUGUUAAAACUGCCAAAUGGUUACCGCAACAAGAACUUCUUGCACAUCCUAACGUUAGACUUUUUAUAACACACGGUGGUCUUUUAAGCACGACUGAAACCAUUUAUCACGGAGUGCCCAUUUUGGCAAUACCUAUUUUUGGUGAUCAGAAAAUUAACGCAAGAUCUGCAGUUACGAGUGGUUAUGGUGUUUACCUAGCUUUCGAUAAACUAAACGAAGAAACGUUGACUAACAGUAUUAACCAAAUUUUAAAUAACAAAAAAUACAAAGAAAACGUCCAAAUGCGAUCACGACUUUUUCACGACCGUCUUGUUAGUCCUUUGGACACAGCUAUUUAUUGGGUCGAAUACGUUAUUCGACACAGAGGAGCACCUCAUCUGAGGGUUACAGCCUUGGACUUACCGUGGUACAAAUAUUUAUUACUAGACGUUAUUGCGGUGAUCGCUUUAGUAUUACUAAGUUCGUUACUUAUUUUCUGUUACAUUGUAAAAUUAAUUGGCCGAUUAGUAUGUUCAAAGAAGACCAAAACGAGCAAGAAAGCGAAGAAAGAAUAGUUUAAUACGUUUGUAAACCUUAUUUUAAAUAAAUUAAUAAAUAAAUAAA